Molecule: messenger RNA, 2567 nt
Organism: Chinchilla lanigera (long-tailed chinchilla)
Lineage: Eukaryota; Metazoa; Chordata; Mammalia; Rodentia; Chinchillidae
Gene: Faf1
Product: Fas (TNFRSF6) associated factor 1
Cellular component (GO): nucleus; endoplasmic reticulum
Molecular function (GO): ubiquitin binding; NF-kappaB binding
Source: RefSeq, a predicted model, not a curated record
GCCACGGCGACAACGGCCGCAGGAGGCGCCGUCUCCCGCCCAGGUGCGCGCUUCGCUCCCGGCGCCGCGGAACUCGGCGGCAGCCAUGGCGUCCAACAUGGACCGCGAGAUCAUCCUGGCGGAUUUUCAGGCAUGUACUGGCAUUGAGAACAUUGAUGAAGCUAUUACAUUGCUUGAACAAAAUAAUUGGGAUUUAGUGGCAGCUAUCAAUGGUGUAAUACCCCAGGAAAAUGGCAUUCUACAAAGUGAAUAUGGAGGUGAGACCAUACCAGGACCUGCAUUUGAUCCAGCAAGUCACUCAGCUCCAGCUCCUACACCUUCCUCCUCUUCAGCAUUUCGACCUGUACUGCCAUCCAGGCAGAUUGUAGAAAGGCAACCUCGGAUGCUGGACUUCAGGGUUGAGUACAGAGACAGAAAUGUAGAUGUGGUACUUGAAGACAGCUGUACUGUUGGAGAAAUUAAACAAAUCCUAGAAAAUGAACUUCAGAUACCUGUGUCUAAAAUGCUGUUAAAAGGCUGGAAGACUGGAGAUGUGGAAGACAGUACGGUCUUAAAAUCGCUACACUUGCCAAAAAACAACAGUCUUUAUGUUCUGACACCAGAUUUGCCACCACCUUCGUCAUCUAGUCAUGCUGGUGCCCUGCAGGAGUCAUUAAAUCAAAACUUCAUGCUGAUCAUCACCCACCGAGAAGUCCAGCGGGAGUACAACCUGAACUUCUCAGGAAGCAGUACCAUUCAAGAGGUAAAAAGAAAUGUGUAUGACCUUACAAGCAUACCCGUUCGACAUCAGUUAUGGGAGGGCUGGCCACCCUCUGCCACAGAUGAUUCAAUGUGUCUUGCUGAGUCAGGGCUCUCUUAUCCCUGCCAUCGACUCACUGUGGGAAGAAGGUCUUCACCUGCACAGACCCGGGAGCAGUCAGAAGAGCAAAGCACCGAUGUUCAUAUGGUUAGUGAUAGCGAUGGAGAUGACUUUGAAGAUGCUUCAGAAUUUGGGGUGGAUGAUGGAGAAGUAUUCGGCAUGCCGUCAUCUGCCCUGAGAAAAUCUCCAAUGAUGCCAGAAAACGCAGAAAAUGAAGGAGAUGCCUUAUUACAAUUUACAGCAGAGUUUUCUUCAAGAUAUGGUGACUGCCAUCCUGUUUUUUUUAUUGGCUCAUUAGAAGCUGCUUUUCAAGAGGCCUUCUAUGUGAAAGCCCGAGAUAGAAAGCUUCUUGCUAUCUACCUCCAUCACGAUGAAAGUGUACUAACCAACGUGUUCUGCUCACAAAUGCUUUGUGCUGAAUCCAUUGUUUCUUAUCUGAGUCAAAAUUUUAUAACCUGGGCUUGGGAUCUGACAAAGGACGCCAACAGAGCAAGGUUUCUAACAAUGUGUAAUCGACACUUUGGCAGUGUUGUUGCACAGACCAUUCGGACUCAAAAAACUGAUCAGUUUCCACUUUUCCUGAUUAUUAUGGGAAAGCGAUCAUCUAAUGAAGUGUUAAAUGUGAUACAAGGCAACACUACAGUGGAUGAGUUGAUGAUGAGACUGAUGGCUGCAAUGGAGAUAUUCUCAGCCCAGCAACAGGAAGAUAUAAAGGACGAGGAUGAACGUGAAGCCAGAGAAAAUGUGAAGAGAGAGCAAGAUGAAGCCUAUCGCCUUUCACUUGAGGCUGACAGAGCAAAGAGGGAAGCUCAUGAGAGAGAGAUGGCAGAACAGUUUCGUUUGGAGCAGAUUCGCAAGGAACAAGAAGAGGAACGUGAGGCCAUCCGACUCUCCUUAGAGCAAGCCCUGCCUCCAGAGCCAAAGGAAGAAAAUGCUGAGCCUGUGAGCAAACUUCGGAUCCGGACACCCAGUGGCGAGUUCCUGGAGCGGCGUUUCCUGGCUAGCAAUAAGCUCCAGAUUGUCUUCGAUUUUGUAGCUUCCAAAGGAUUUCCAUGGGAUGAAUUCAAGUUACUGAGCACCUUUCCUAGGAGAGAUGUCACUCAGCUAGACCCCAAUAAAUCAUUAUUGGAAGUAAAGUUGUUCCCUCAAGAAACCCUGUUCCUUGAAGCAAAAGAAUAAACACAGCUCAGCAGUGGAACCAGCCAUUCCUUGACAAGCCAGUGGCCUGCGUCAAGACAUAGGCUCCUCACCAACCCACCCACUUGCUCGUCUCACUCAAUUCAGUGUCACACUUCUGCCUCUUGCAAGAUUGCUGGAAAAAAAGUAAUAAUAAACAUAGCUACUUAAAAUUUCCCAUCCAUGAGUAUAUGUUCCCAGCCCUCAUACAGAGAAUUACAACUCUGCACCUUCCCUGGCUCCCACCCUUUGCCCUCAUCCAGUGACUAAUGUACUGUUCAAGUGUGCGUGAUCAUCAGAAGUUUCACCUCCUCGGCACCUAUCUUCCCCCCAAAGUAUCUAGGACAGUUCUGCCUGUCCUGUGACACCAGGAUGCUAUGUAUUUGAUAUGUCUCAUUGAGCUAGGGCUCACACCUCUGCCUUUUUAUUUUCACAGACGGAUUUCUACUUUGUCACCUAAUUUUAAGAGGCAAGGGAAACAUCAAAUGGGACAUUCUUGGCAUGGAGAUUAAACAUUGUAGGAAAAAAGUUA